Messenger RNA from Symbiodinium natans, 1431 nucleotides. The record is from the annotation of a GenBank genome assembly. NCBI's taxonomy places the organism in Eukaryota, Dinophyceae, Suessiales, Symbiodiniaceae.
AUGCCCGUUGCUCACCCCUUAGCAGAUGAUCCGCGAAACUUUGCCAGGGUCCUCUUAGAGCUCCGAGGGCCGGCAUGCUGGUCGGCAGCUCUUCGGGGCCUCUCGGUCCAGCAGCUGAAGCAGCUCAUCGCACCGCUGUCGGAUCUUGGUGAAGGAAAGAAGACUCAGCACCUUCAGCGAAACGACGAUGACCAGGUGGGCUUGUCGCUAUGCAAUCUCCACGCGAUAGGCAAAAACUAUAGAGUGGAAGUGCAGUGGAGCGGACUGAAGUUGCUUUCGGUUGCGACGUCUUGCGCUACCGCCGUGAUCUUCUACCACAGCUGUCUGAUGAGGUUGCGCAAGAUGCUGUCGGACGUGAUAGGGUCCACCCCGGAUUGCAAUCACGAAGAAGCUGUGCGAAGAGCUUUUGAUGAGUGGAUGCAUCACGGCUUCACCUGCCCUGUCGUGUUCCAAUACCACAUUAAUCGCCAGGCUAAGUUGGUGCUGCCAUGUGUGCAAAGCCUGGAGCUUGCGCUGCAGAUGCGCCGGCAGGCACUGCAGGCCACCCCUGCGCGCUUACGAGGCCUGAAGGCGCAGUGGCUGCGCCAGGCUGAGGAGGAGGCCUUGGCGCGGCACGAGCGAACGACAAGAAGAGCCCAGCAACUGAUUGGCUUCGUGCUGUGCCGGGCGCAGAAUCUGGAGCCGACUGUGCGCAUGCGCAAGUCCGGGAAGCAGGCCCCGGACCUUGCGAUACAGGUGCCGGUGUCAGAAAGUAUCGCCAGGCGGUUGGGCGAAACCUGCGAAAGCAUGCAGAGGCGCUUUGCCAGUGCGGAGGGCCAGGAGGCCUUGUAUCGGUUCCUCCUGAAUGAUGUGGCGAAGGAUCCGCGCGCACCCAUGCAGGCGUGGGCAGCGCAGGCUCGUGACGAGCUCGACACAAGCACCCUGCCAAGUGCCGCCAAGGUGCGUAGGGUCGCGCAUCUGCCCUGCAUGAUCCCAAGCUCGCCAGUGCUGAGAGACAAGAUGUUUUGCAUCGGUGACCUCACGCAGAAGAUGUUGGAAGAGCUGGCACCUUCACUGCGCCUCUCUGACUUGGCUAUGUGUGGGCCGGUUUGCAAAGGCUUCCGCAACAUGGUUCAUAACAGGAUGGACAUGCUUUGUCUCACAGGCUUCAAGCUGCAUGCUGAGGACUUCGGCGUCUUCGGGUGGAGAAAGGUGAUAGGCUUCCUGCUCUCCCCCUAUGUCAACUUCGCCACAAAGCUGGACUUCAGUGCCCUGCCAGAAAGUCCUGGACUUGAGCUAAGCCAGCAUCUUGCGUGCCUGCACAUGCUGCAAGAGGUGAUCAUCUCACCUCGGCACAGUUCCGCUGUGCCUGCCCAGAGCAUUUCUCGCUUGCGGGGAAGCAGCAUAGCUCCCCGUGUUCGCUUGGCGAUGUGCGGCGCACUUCGUGGAUGA